Nipponia nippon (crested ibis) is the source of this 726-nucleotide messenger RNA. Lineage: Eukaryota; Metazoa; Chordata; Aves; Pelecaniformes; Threskiornithidae. The record is from RefSeq and is a predicted model, not a curated record.
AUGUUUAAGAUCAAUGGAUCUGUCCAGAUGGAGAGCGUGCUGCUGUACACCUUCCUGGAGGUAUCCUCUGACUGUAAGUUCAGAGAGCAGCUGCAUUCCCUGCAAGGCCGGGGGAUUGUGCCUUUUGUGAAAGGCAGCUACUGCUAUGAUGAUGAGGUGGAACUUCAGACCGAUGGCAAUCGGAGCGGCCACUUGCAGAAUGGUGAGCUAGUGCUUGCCCCUGAGGUAAAUGAAGAAGUUGUCCGGAUCAUUGCUGCUCAGCUGGCUGAGAUUGGAGACCAGUUUGAUAAAGAAAUCCAAGCAAGAGUAGUAAAUGAUCUAGUGCAGCACUUUCUGAAUGAGAAUCUGUCUGGAGAGGACAUAACCCGGCUCCUGUCAGAGGCGGUGGAAGGGCUUGCGCAAGCCAUCCCCUCGGACAUGGAACAGGAGAAGGCCAUAUUGGUGCUAGCAAUGGUCUUAACCAAAAAAAUUGCGAAUACAAUGCCCUCCCUUCUGCAGCGUGUCUUCAGCACCACUGUGAACUACAUCAGUCAGCAGCUCCACAACUACAUUGUCAGAAUGGUGAGUGCCGUCAGGCAGCUCGGGGCGAGUCACAGCCGGCCUGGUAGCUGGCCUCCGUUAUUCCGGGAGGGGUGCCUAGCUCUGCGCUGCCCACGGUCCGCUGGUUUCCCUGCAGCGCUCUGGAGGCUUGGCCAGUGGGGAACGCCGGUCCCUGCGGAGCUCUGA